Molecule: messenger RNA, 6054 nt
Organism: Closterium sp. NIES-65
Lineage: Eukaryota; Viridiplantae; Streptophyta; Zygnematophyceae; Desmidiales; Closteriaceae
Source: the annotation of a GenBank genome assembly
AUGGCCGUGAUCGUGACUCAAGUGAAGGACGGCCUCGAUGACACGAGCAUUCUCUGCAACGAUGACUUCUGUUACCGGAUUCCUGAUCCCCUCUUGCGACUCAAUAACGAGGAUAAGGAUGGUGGGGUGAAGGGAGAGUUUGAACGGAGGGCUGACGAGGAUGAGGGUGCUGCUGACGUGGCCGAUGGAGGAUGGGAGGACGGCGCAGGGGGGGAUGGAGAGGGUGGAGGGGAGGGAAGGCGCGUUGCAGGUGGAGAGGAGACAGUGCAGGGAGACGAGCCUACUGACGUGGACACACGCAGUGAUGCCACGUGUCCUGAGCUUCUCCUUCUGCGGCAUGGCACACAUCUCUUCCCCAUGGGAUUCCCAUCCACGCUUGCAGCCUCUACCUACCAACCGCCCCACCUCCCGCCUCGCCCUCUGGAGAGCCCUUCCGCCUUGGCUCUCUGCCUGCACGCCGCGUCCCUUCCCUCGCUGCCCUUCUUCUCGCCCUUCAUCGCGCCGCCUCCGCCACUGGAGAACGCAGAAGUGGCGAUGCACCGCAGAGUGAUGCAGGAGAUUGCCAACCUGACGGCUCUCCUGGAAGGCGAUCCAGGGAAUGCUCACCUGCUGCUGGAACGAGGCAAGGCGUGGUUCAGCAUGCACCGCUUCCCGGAAGCCAUAGCGGACCGGCAGCGAGCCGUGGCCCUCCUGGCGGCCUCUGCUUCUACCUCCAACCCUUACAGCAGUGGGAGAAGUGGGAGCAGUCCGGGCGACUACCACCCCUCCGACCUGCCACGGGCGCUGCUCUCUUUGGGCCAGGCCCUGCAUGCAGCAGGCAGGGUGCAGGAGGCAGUGGAAGCCAACGAACGCGCCGCCGUCCUCCUCUCAUCCCAGAACCUCACGAGUCCUGCCACGUCAGCAGCAGCCACGUCAGCAGAAGACUCAUCAGCAGCCGCCAGCUCAGCGGAGUGGGUGACGGUGUCAGCGGCGUGGGGGAUGGUGGGGCUGUCUUACCAUUGGCUGCCGGAUGCGGACAAGGCUGAGAGGGCGUUCCGAUUGGCUGUUGAGGCGGACCCCCGGAACCCCAAGGCCUACCAGGGCUGGGCAAUGCACCGACAGAUGACAGGGGACUUGAAAACGCAGGAACCCCAAGGCCUACCAGGGUUGGGCAAUGCACCGACAGAUGACAGGGGAUUUGAAAUGACAGUGGGACUUGAAGUGACUUUUGAGUCGACUCAAAAGAUGACAGGGGGACUUGAAGUGACUUUUGAGUCGACUCAAAAGAUGACAGGGGGACUUGAAGUGACUUUUGAGUCGACUCAAAAGAUGACAGGGGGACUUGAAGUGACUUUUGAGUCGACUCAAAAGAUGACAGGGGGACUUGAAGUGACUUUUGAGUCGACUCAAAAGAUGACAGGGGGACUUGAAGUGACUUUUGAGUCGACUCAAAAGAUGACAGGGGGACUUGAAGUGACUUUUGAGUCGACUCAAAAGAUGACAGGGGGACUUGAAGUGACUUUUGAGUCGACUCAAACGAUGACAGGGGGACUUGAAGUGACUUUUGAGUCGACUCAAAAGAUGACAGGGGGACUUGAAUGGGUCUCCCUCGCCCCUGUUGAGGAGUGGGUCUCCCUCGCCCCUGUUGAGGAGUGGGUCUCCCUCGCCCCUGUUGAGGAGUGGGUCUCCCUCGCCCCUGUUGAGGAGUGGGUCUCCCUCGCCCCUGUUGAGGAGUGGGUCUCCCUCGCCCCUGUUGAGGAGUGGGUCUCCCUCGCCCCUGUUGAGGAGUGGGUCUCCCUCGCCCCUGUUGAGGAGUGGGUCUCCCUCGCCCCUGUUGAGGAGUGGGUCUCCCUCGCCCCUGUUGAGGAGUGGGUCUCCCUCGCCCCUGUUGAGGAGUGGGUCUCCCUCGCCCCUGUUGAGGAGUGGGUCUCCCUCGCCCCUGUUGAGGAGUGGGUCUCCCUCGCCCCUGUUGAGGAGUGGGUCUCCCUCGCCCCUGUUGAGGAGUGGGUCUCCCUCGCCCCUGUUGAGGAGUGGGUCUCCCUCGCCCCUGUUGAGGAGUGGGUCUCCCUCGCCCCUGUUGAGGAGUGGGUCUCCCUCGCCCCUGUUGAGGAGUGGGUCUCCCUCGCCCCUGUUGAGGAGUGGGUCUCCCUCGCCCCUGUUGAGGAGUGGGUCUCCCUCGCCCCUGUUGAGGAGUGGGUCUCCCUCGCCCCUGUUGAGGAGUGGGUCUCCCUCGCCCCUGUUGAGGAGUGGGUCUCCCUCGCCCCUGUUGAGGAGUGGGUCUCCCUCGCCCCUGUUGAGGAGUGGGUCUCCCUCGCCCCUGUUGAGGAGUGGGUCUCCCUCGCCCCUGUUGAGGAGUGGGUCUCCCUCGCCCCUGUUGAGGAGUGGGUCUCCCUCGCCCCUGUUGAGGAGUGGGUCUCCCUCGCCCCUGUUGAGGAGUGGGUCUCCCUCGCCCCUGUUGAGGAGUGGGUCUCCCUCGCCCCUGUUGAGGAGUGGGUCUCCCUCGCCCCUGUUGAGGAGUGGGUCUCCCUCGCCCCUGUUGAGGAGUGGGUCUCCCUCGCCCCUGUUGAGGAGUGGGUCUCCCUCGCCCCUGUUGAGGAGUGGGUCUCCCUCGCCCCUGUUGAGGAGUGGGUCUCCCUCGCCCCUGUUGAGGAGUGGGUCUCCCUCGCCCCUGUUGAGGAGUGGGUCUCCCUCGCCCCUGUUGAGGAGUGGGUCUCCCUCGCCCCUGUUGAGGAGUGGGUCUCCCUCGCCCCUGUUGAGGAGUGGGUCUCCCUCGCCCCUGUUGAGGAGUGGGUCUCCCUCGCCCCUGUUGAGGAGUGGGUCUCCCUCGCCCCCUGUCCUUGCUUUCCUUUCCCCGCAUGCCCACGUGCUCGCUCUCUAUCCACAGGCGGCAUUUCCAUCCCCAUGCCACAUCUCUCCACUUGUCGCUUUCAACCUCGCCCACGCCAGGGUCGCCGUUCCUCUCCUCGCCUCGCCAACUCCUUAGUCGCGUGUAUGAAGAAGUGUUUUGAGACGUCUCAAAACACUUGUCGCUUUCAACCUUGCCCAUGCCAGGGUCGGCUGGGCACCAUUCCUCUCCUCACCAAGUGGGUCUCCCUCGCCCCUGUUGAGGAGUGGGCCUCCCUCGCCCCUGUUGAGGAGUGGGUCUCCCUCGCCCCUGUUGAGGAGUGGGUCUCCCUCGCCCCUGUUGAGGAGUGGAUCUCCCUCGCCCCUGUUGAGGAGUGGGCCUCCCUCGCCCCUGUUGAGGAGUGGGUCUCCCUCGCCCCUGUUGAGGAGUGGGUCUCCCUUGCCCCUGUUGAGGAGUGGAUCUCCCUUGCCCCUGUUGAGGAGUGGGUCUCCCUCGCUCCUGUUGAGGAGUGGGCCUCCCUCGCCCCUGUUGAGGAGUGGGUCUCCCUCGCCCCUCUCGCCUUCCUCUCUUUCCCCUCCCCUCCCCACGUCCUUGCUCUUCCCACACGCUUCUCAUCGACCUUUUCACCCUCCAAACACCCGGGGCACCAUUUUUUUCUCCUCACCAAGUGGUUCUUCCUUGCCCUUCGCACUCCCAAGGGCCAAUUGUUUCCUCUCCUUUCCCUUUCCUCGCCAAAUGUUCACCCUAUCCCACGCCAGAGGCACCAUCCCUCUCCUCACCAAGUGCUUCUCCCUCGCCCUUCGCACUCCCAACCCCAAGGGCUGCUUUCUCCGACGACGCCAGAUGCACCAACCGUCUUCUUUGAUAUCACAUAUCCCACGCCCCCUUUCAAUUCACCCACACCCGCACCGGAGGCGCCAUCCCUCUCCUCGUCAAGUGGUUCUCCCUUGCUCCUCGCACCUUCAAGGCUCAUUCGUCUUCCUCUCCUUCCAUCCCCUCGUGCCCUUCUGCUUGCUCUCCCCUCCCCACACGCCUUCCCUUCACCCUCCCUCCUCCCCCACGCCAGAGGCACCAUCCCUCUCCUCACCAAGUGGGUCUCCCUCGCCCCUCUUGCCGCAACCCCAAGGUUCACUCGUCUUCCUCUCCUUCCCAACCCUUCCUCUUCUCCCCUCCCCCACACCAGAGGCACCAUCCCUCUCCUCACCAAGUGGGUCUCUCUCGCCCCGCGCACCCCCAAGGACCAUCUCACCCUGGGCUGUUGUCGGCAGGCCCUGGGGCACAUGGCACACGCGGUUAGUGCAGCACUGCGCACGGGUUCAGUGGUGGAGCUUGUGUGGGGCUUAUUUAUUGGCUUUCAGGGUUCAGGGUUUAGGGUCCCAGGCCCCCCCGCGCACCCCCAAGGACCACCUCACCCUGGGCUGCUGUCGGCAGGCCCUGGGGCACAUGCGGUAUCUGCCUUCACUCGCAUCAUUGAUGCCCCAUCCGACCCUGAAGAUGCUCCCUUCCUCUUCCACGCCUUCUACCAGCGUGAGAUCGCCACAUUAACGGCAAAGCAUCUCGAGAGCUCCUUCAGCGACUACUCCAUUGAAGGCGCCUUCAGCACCAAGUUCCUGAACCACUACGCGUUCAAGAAGGACCCAAGUAGCAUCUUCCCUGGCUGUGCCUUGCUGCCCCCUGCUGCCCUCAAUUGUUCACUUUUUGUCUUCAUACCCUUCCUGUCCUAUCCCCUCAAACUUCAGAACCACUGGGCGUACAAGAAGGAUCCGACAAACCUCUUUCCCGGCUAUGCCAUGCUGCCCCCUGCUGCUUCUCUUGCUCCCCUGCCUUUCCGCUUACCCGUCCUGUCUCCUCCUGCCCCUACAUGUCCCCUGCCGCCCAUCUCACCCAACCCUCUUUUAGAACCAAACCACUGGGCAUACAAGAAGGAUCCGACAGAGGGCAACACAGAAAUUGAUGCAAUUAGCACGAGUCGUCCACUCCUAUGGAGCUCUCCUCACUCCGUCCGUAUCACCGCUCUUCACUCCCGUGUGUUCCUCACUCCUUAUCACCGCUCUUCACCCCCGUGUGUUCCUCACUCCUUAUCACCGCUCUUCAACCCCGUCAUUGUUUCACCCAACCGCAGCACUGACAGGGCAGCGGGCAUGGAAGCGCUGGCAGUCAUGCAAUCAGCACGCGUCCAUUCACUCCUAUGCAAAUCCUUUUACUCCUCGUCACCGCUCUUCACCUACCGUCAUCCCCCGUUCACCCUGUUGUUUCCCAAAUGGCAGCACAGGGCAGCGGGCAUGGCAGCCCUAGAAGUCAUGCAAUCAGCACGUGCCACGUGGCGGUGGUGGGCCAAGAGAAAGCACAAGCAUGGACUGACGGAGGGGAGGAGAGCUGCAGAUCCAAGGAAAAAUGAAGAGGAGGAGGAAGAUGAGGAGGAGGAUGAGGAGGAGGAGGAGGAUGAUGAGGAGGAGGAGGAGGAGGGGGUGGGGAUGGUUGUGGAUGGGUGGAGAGGGGUGUUUGACAUUGGUGCGAGGUGGAGGCAGCUGGUGGACCCAUGCGAGCCUGUCUUGUGGAUGGAGAGGGUCAGGAGUGUUGACUCCUCUCUGGUGGGCAACUCCGUGACUCCAAUUUCUGUGUUCCGCCAACUCACCACCAAAUACGUCCUCUCCUUCCCUCACUUCCCCCUCUCCGUUCCUGACUCCUCACCACUCAUCGCCACUCCCUGCAAGCUCCCCUCCGCCCCUCAAUGCCCCCCAUUUUCGAGCGCUGACCCCUCUCUGGUGGGGAACUCUGUGACUCCAAUUUCUGUGUUCCGCCAACUCACCACCAAAUAUGCAGACUACUAUAACAGAACCCUCUCUGUGAUCAAGAGCACGAUGCAGCAGCACCACCAUGUGCUCUCCAACAUUCACCUUAUGCCCGUUCUCUCUCUCCCACCACCAUCAGAACCCUCUCAAACCCUCUCAGUGCUCAAGAGCAUGAUGCAGCAGCAUGUGGAGACCCUCUCAGUGCUCAAGACCUACAUGCAGCAGCAGCAUCAUGUGUUCUCCAAUGUGGAUGACCUGCGCAUUCCCCUCUCAAAGCGGGAAGUCGCCAGGGUAGAGGCAGCAGCAACGGAGUACCAUCUGUUUGACAUUGUCGGGCAAAGCUUCUUUGUUGUCACUCCAUGCCACUCUGCGGCGUUUCCUGGCUUGCUGCUCAACGGCACAGAGGUCCUCAUCCGAAUCGCCUUUGAGACGUCGUAG